Molecule: messenger RNA, 1009 nt
Organism: Pongo pygmaeus (Bornean orangutan)
Lineage: Eukaryota; Metazoa; Chordata; Mammalia; Primates; Hominidae
Product: 14-3-3 protein epsilon-like
Exons: 5
Coding region: 16-579 (187 amino acids)
Source: RefSeq, a predicted model, not a curated record
GGUUAGGCCCAUGAGAUGUGUGCCCUGUAUAUUCCAGAGGUACAAUUUGCCAGUGUUUCCACAAUGGAACCAAUUGUUUUACAGUCUGUUCUGGAUGAUCAUUGUAAUAAGAGACAGGGUCUACCUGUUUCCCAGGCUGGUCUCAGACUUCUAGACUCAAGUGAACCUGAACCUCCCGCCUCAACCUCUCAAAUUGCUGGGAUUACAGAAAUGGUGGAGCCAAUGAAGAAAUUAGCAGGGAUGGAUGUAGAGCUGACAGCUGAAGAGAGAAACUUCCUAUCUGUUACAUAUAAGAAUGUGAUUGGAGCUACAAGAGCCUCCUGGAGAAUAAUCAGCAGCCUUGAACAGAAAGAAGGAAACAAGGGAGGAGAAGACAAGCAAAAAAUGAUUGGGAAAUACCAGCAAAUGGUUGAGACUGAGCUAAAGUUCAUCUGUGGUGACAUUCUGGAUGCACUGGACAAACACCUCAUUCCAGCAGCUACCACUGGUAAGCUGUGGGGAAGAACACAAGCUGUCAGUGUGAAAGUGAAGGAUAGCUAUUUGAGUGUUCCAUCUUGUUUCUUGGGACUGCCUUUGUAGGCUUGGCUGCGUAGUAAUUCUUACGGCUCUUAGUUGAAGCUGCUUUGUAUUAAAACAGACCUAUCUCAACCCAGUAGCACAGCAGUCAGGAUAAUUCUUUUGAUGUGGCAUAUGGUUGUUGUUAGUAGACUGAAAAGAAAUCUAACAUGUUAAUAUAACUAGAGGAAGGAAAUGAGAGAAAAUUAUAAUAGAAUUAUCUUAAUUUUUGUAUAUUAGUGUUCAGUCUUUGUGGGCAUGUUUUUAAUAGUUAUUCUCCUAGCAAACAUCAUUUUAUAUUUUCUGUUUUAGCAUAAACAAGUUUCAUUCUUACUGAUGUGUGUUAAAUUGUUCCCCCUUUUAUACUUCAGCUUGUUCCCAGUUUUUGAUAAUGUAGAUACAAAUUUAAGGAAUAUUUAUAUGUACAUAACAUUUUACUUUUAAAAAGUUGUGA